AUGUAUUCCACCCUGAUCAAGCUUGCAUUUCUCGUAGCAGGUGCAAUAUCGUACUAUGUCUCGUUCACACCACCAAACCCAGCACCGACCAAGGAGGACAGAAUAUACGACGGUCAACUGUUUGAUCGUAUUGUUCGAAAUCUUUCUAUUGUGACUAAGACCGCUGUUGUUAUAUCAUUCACAUGCGAGUUCCUAGUGGUCGCUGCAGUGGGUUUUCCCCAUGCAUUCUCCGAACACCGCAUCCUCCCCAUGCUGUGUCCUCACAACAUGCCCGACCCUGAUCUCAUGGCAUCCGUUCACCCAUCAUUCGGCUUCGGUAUCGCCUUCAUGUUCGUGGGGUUGUGGAUUCGAUUUUGGUGCUUUAAGACCUUGGGGAUGCUUUUCACGUUUGAGGUGACGACGCGGCCUUCACAUCGAUUGGUUGUGACAGGUCCAUAUGCCUACGUCCGUCAUCCGAGCUACGUUGGUGGCGUUCUGCAGAUUGGGGGGCUCCUCCUGGCCCAUUUUUCUCCAGCAGGGUGGAAUCGACAGUGUGAGAUCAUGACCACUCCUGGUGGUUGGGCAGUUUCAGCAUAUGUAGGUUUGGCCUUAUUUUCAUUCAUGUCGUGGUGGAAAAGGGGUAUAGUUGAAGAUGAGCUACUGGGAAAGAGGUUUGGGAGCGAAUGGGAUCGUUAUUGUGCAGAUGUUCCGUGCAGGUUCAUACCGGGUAUAUACUGA
This is a messenger RNA of Heterobasidion irregulare TC 32-1, 717 nucleotides long. RefSeq lists its product as uncharacterized. NCBI's taxonomy places the organism in Eukaryota, Fungi, Basidiomycota, Agaricomycetes, Russulales, Bondarzewiaceae. Gene Ontology annotation, cellular component: membrane. The record is from RefSeq and is a predicted model, not a curated record. Bases 1 to 717 code for a protein of 238 amino acids. The transcript has 2 exons. Gene Ontology annotation, biological process: C-terminal protein methylation. Gene Ontology annotation, molecular function: protein C-terminal S-isoprenylcysteine carboxyl O-methyltransferase activity.